Molecule: messenger RNA, 1188 nt
Organism: Thlaspi arvense
Lineage: Eukaryota; Viridiplantae; Streptophyta; Magnoliopsida; Brassicales; Brassicaceae
Source: the annotation of a GenBank genome assembly
CACACCUUCUCUUCUCUUGUGUCAACUUCUUCUUCCCCACAUCUCCUAAAAGACCAAACCAAACCUUUCUUUUCUUAUCUACCACCAAAAUUACAUCUUUUGUUUUGUAUAACUUGCUUUGAUCCGAUCAUGGUGAAGGAAACAGUCUACUAUGAUGUUCUUGGUGUCACUCCCUCUGCUUCUGAGGAAGAUAUUCGCAAGGCUUACUACAUCAAGGCAAGACAAGUUCAUCCUGAUAAGAAUCCAGGCGAUCCUCUGGCUGCUGAGAAGUUUCAGGCAAGUGAAGCUUACCAGGUCCUGAGUGAUCCUGUUCAUCGUGAAGCGUAUGAUCGGACAGGAAAAUUCUCAGCUCCCAAAGAGACAAUGGUUGAUCCAACGGCUGUUUUCGCUCUUCUCUUUGGAAGUGAGCUAUUUGAGGAUUAUAUUGGUCACUUGGCUGUUGCAUCAAUGGCUUCCACUCAAAUGGCCUCUGAAAUCGAAAACCCUGAUCAGAUUCAUGACAAACUAAAGGCAAAUCUAAAUCAUAUGCUGUUCAGAGAGAAAGAGAAGAAAACCUUGCGAGCUUUUGGAGCGGAUAUGCUGCAUACAAUUGGAUAUGUAUACACAAGACAAGCAGCUCAAGAACUUGGGAAGAGAGCUCUUUACUUGGGAGUUCCUUUUGUAGCUGAAUGGGUUAGGAACAAAGGGCAUUCUUGGAAAUCACAGAUCAGUGCAGCCAAAGGUGCUUUUCAGUUACUUCAGCUGCAAGAAGAGAGUAACCGGAGAUUCAAGAAAGACGGGACUGGUCCGGCGAAUGACCUGGAGUCUCAUAUUCAGACAAACAAAGAAACUCUGAUGGGAUCUCUGUGGAAACUAAACGUGGUUGACAUUGAAGUAACUCUGUUGCAUGUGUGUCAGAUGGUAUUGCGCGAGAACAAUUUGAGAAAAGAGGAGCUUAAAUCUCGAGCAAUGGCUCUCAAGAUUCUUGGCAAGAUUUUCCAGCAAGAAAAGCAAUCGAGGAACGGUACUACAUCAAGAAGAGCAGAUGAAGACAGCAGUGACGACGAUGACAGUAGCAGCGAUGACGAUUCUUCACAACCACUUUCGUACAGAACUCCACUGCUCACUCAGGGGAUUGGUAGACUCUUCAGAUGUCUCUGCAAUCCAGCAUUUGAUGUAGACGAUGAUGAAAUUGUAUACAAAGGCAAA